Molecule: messenger RNA, 1279 nt
Organism: Neocloeon triangulifer
Lineage: Eukaryota; Metazoa; Arthropoda; Insecta; Ephemeroptera; Baetidae
Gene: Uch
Product: ubiquitin carboxyl-terminal hydrolase isozyme L3
Exons: 6
Coding region: 234-917 (227 amino acids)
Biological process (GO): protein deubiquitination; ubiquitin-dependent protein catabolic process
Cellular component (GO): cytoplasm
Molecular function (GO): cysteine-type deubiquitinase activity
Source: RefSeq, a predicted model, not a curated record
CACUUGCCGGCUUUUCGUUCUCUUCGCAUUUCAGUUUCGCUUCGAUUCUCGCAAACCUCGACUGUACUGCCGUCGUUCAGGGAAUUUGCCACCGUUCCAGUGACAAAAGCGGGGUGCAAAACUUGUGAAAUUCACGGGCGUUUCCUCUGAUCCUAGCCAAAGUCUCAGUGACUUAGCAAAAUCCUUUGGAAAAGUUUCUCUUACAUAAUUCGAGAAAAAUUCAACGUGCAAAAAUGUCGUGGGUGCCGCUGGAAUCCAACCCUGAGGUCAUGAACAAGUACUUGGAGAACCUUGGUGUGCCGACCAAGUGGCAGAUGAUGGACGUGUACGGCCUUGAUGCAGAUUUGCUGGCGACUGUGCCUCGUCCUGUGCUUGCUCUGCUGCUGCUCUUUCCCAUCAACGACGGGUACACGCAGUUCUGCAAGGAGCAGGAUGCUGAAAUCAAAAGCAAGGGACAGACUGUCUCGGACAAAAUUUUCUACGUCAAGCAAAAGAUCAGCAAUGCCUGCGGCACCAUGGCCCUCAUCCACAGCGUCGCCAACAACACUGACCAGAUUACACUUGGAGAUGGUGCUCUCAAGAAAUUCAUUGAAGAGUCUGCUGGAAUGGACGCUGUAGGUCGUGGAGACCUGCUUUUGAAGGCUGAUGCCAUUGCCAACAUUCACAAGGAGCUGGCCCUGACCGGCCAAAGUGAAGCCCCUGACGCCACCCAACCAGUCAACUUCCACUUUGUGGCUUUGGUGCAUGUUGACGGAGGACUCUAUGAGCUCGAUGGAAGCAAGUCCUUCCCCAUCAACCACGGAGAUACAACUCCGGAAACUUUCCUUGAAGAUGCAGCCGUUGUGUGCCGCAAGUACAUGGAGCGUGACCCUGAGAACGUCAACUUCACCAUUGUAGCUUUGGCUGCCAACAACUAGAUGGUCACCUCAAAAUCUGCUUCACCGCCAGCUUUGUAAAGCUUUUAACAGCUUCACUGAAAUUGGCUAAAUCUAACUUUAAAGUAAGAUAAGAGAAAAAUUUUAACGGAUCUCUGUAAUGAAAAGAGUCAUUUCAACUUUUCAAAGUAAAAGUAAAGAAAAACUGCAAGUCUUCUCAAGCAUAUCUCAAAUUUAAAAUUAACGGAGGUCAAUCUAAUUUUUAUAAGGUACUUUGAUCACCUCUGUGAUUCGCGUGCCUGUCCCAUGAGUUUUUUUCUGUAGACAUGGCAGCUUCUGUAUGAAUUAAUUAUGCAAGGAUGUACUGCUUUUUGCUUGAAAAAUAAAAAAAGAUUACCACAGAA